AAUAUACUAAUUUUCAUUAAAAUGAAAAUAGUAACAAGUUUUUGUCGAUUUGAUGUAGAAUUUUAUGAUCACCUCAUCUUGAUUGCCGACAUCACAUUUACACAUUCCAUCCAACCGACACAUUCAAUGUUGUUUUAAAUUAAAUUAUUUUUAUUUCAUCAAAACAGAUGAAAUUAUGCUUGUCAAUAUUUUUUAUUAUUUUUCUUAAUUCGGUCUCAUCUCGUUGUAAAAUAUUGUUGAAUUCCGGACUUGAUACCAGUCAGUACUGUCAAGAUUCUCGGAAUAUGGAUAAUCAAAUACUGGAUUCCAAUCAAUCCGUAUCAGGAAAAUCCAAUUUACCACAGAUAACUAAUACCAUUUUACACAUCGACUUCAAACUAUGCUCUUAUGUAUUCGGUACAUAUCUAUGUCAAGCUUUGUUUCUUAAUGGAAUGUUUGUACUAUUAGCCAACUUGUCGCAGAGGAUACAAAAUGAUUUGGGAAUUGACACAUCCUCCAUUUUAUCUGGAAGAAUCUCAGGAGUCAUGACUGUCACAGUUGGAAGCUAUGUAUCAUAUAAAUUAUCGGAGUUUUUACUGGAUAUAAUUCUAUCGCUUUUCAGAGCAAAUGCCGUAGUAAGCAAACUGAAGGGUAUAAUAAAUCCCUCCAAUACGAAACUUAGUUGUAUAAACGUGCCGUUGUUUAUUUUUUAUAAGUGCUCAAAGUAUUUACACAACCAAAUCCCACUAGGAAUGGGUUCGUUGGACAUAUAUGUCAAGAACAAGAUACUGAAUCGAGACAAAAAAGAUGAUGAAAUCAAUGGCGAUGUGCAGAUUUCAGUAAAAGCGAAAAAGGAAGUCAAAAAUAAACUAAUGAGAGAAUUUACUGUAAUUUCUACCUAUAGUCUGGCAACUUUCUUAAUUCUUGGAGGAAAGUUACAUUCAUUCACACCAAGUGAGCUAUCGCAUCCAGGAGCAUUCUCUAUCCCGAAAUUAUCAUUAGAGGCGGAUGGAUACAGCUAUGCAACUAAAUCACAAAGAAAUAUAAUUCAAAUUCUAGGUAGAAAAUACGGAUGCCAUACAUGUGGUUUGAUUUCGGAUUCAGAAAGAUAUAUAGCAGAUCAUCAGCCGCCAUCAGGUGUAAUAAAAAGGAGACUCAAAGGGAAAUAUAUAUCAUUUUUACUAAGAAACUACCUUAUUCCCAUUCAACUUGUUAAACCAAAACAGCAUUUUUAUCCUCAGUGUAACAAAUGUUCGCUUAAACAAUCAAAGGCAGUAGCAAAUAACAAGCGAGUUAGCAUUACACAUUAUGGAAGGUUGAGAAGUUAUCAUUUAUGCCCUACUACAUUUUUCGUGUCAAGGGUUAUAUUUGAUACCAAGUGGUCAAGGUUGAACAGGAAGGUUAAAUGAUUUAUCAGAUGGGGGUGUUUUGUUCAAUAAUUCUUGAUUAAAUUUAUAAUAUAGA
Molecule: messenger RNA, 1443 nt
Organism: Theileria parva strain Muguga
Lineage: Eukaryota; Apicomplexa; Aconoidasida; Piroplasmida; Theileriidae
Exons: 5
Coding region: 168-1388 (406 amino acids)
Source: RefSeq, a predicted model, not a curated record